AAUAGAUAUAGAAAGGGGGUAGAAAUAAGGGGCGACUGCAUGAACAAUAAUGCAGGCGCAACUACUGGUGGGAUUCGCUCCUACACCGAGCGGCAACCUCUCGAGUCCGUCACUGUGGGGUCCCGGGUUCUUCGACGGCAAUCGUGGCCGUCGAUCUCAUCGUACCCAGUGGACUGUGGCAUCAUCUUCAUCAUCGGCAGAGAUCAAUAGCGGGCAUGACCACUACGCUGUACUGGGACUCGCACGCAGCGCCACCGCCGCCGAUAUCAAAAGGGCUUAUAGACUUCUGGCUCGCAAGUAUCAUCCUGACGUUAGCAAGCAUUCACAAGCUGGUGAGGUAUUCAAGAGCAUCCAUUGUGCAUAUGAGGUACUAUCUAAUGAAGCAUCUAGGGCACAGUAUGAUAGAGCGCUAGAAUUUCAAGAGGAUACUGGCAGGUCAUAUAGGGGAAAAAGAUACCACAGUGAUUUUGAAGAUGAAGUCAGGGCGUAUAGGUGGGCAGAAUUCAGGUGGAAAAUGCAACAUGAGAGAUAUUGGGACCAUCAUAAUGUUAAUGAGAAAAAUUCUUCCUUUACAAAUGAGAAUGAAAGUGAAGCUGAAGAAGGGGACCUUGAUCAAGAAAGAGGCCCCUUCAGCGAAGUACUUAGAUCCAUCUUUAUAUCUCUGCUUUUGCUGCAGACCUUUGGAGCUCUAUUAUCACUCACCUUUAGCAGUUUGAUGGCUAUGCUGGACCGGAAGUUGGAUGCUGGAUAUAAGAUGGGGUACAUAAUUGCGUGGGUUUUGGGUGGUAGGGGAGGCAUUCUGCUUUCUCUGUGUCUUUCAUUUGCAAGUUGGGUUUGCGGGAAAAAAAGCAGUAGUGCAGUUGCUUUGGUAAUGGUGGCUGUGUGGUUUGGCUCCCAUCUUUCAAGGUAUACUCCACUUCCACAAGGUGCCCUACUUACGCUUUUGUACAUGUCUAUCAAGCUGCAAGUCGAUUUGAACUGAAGCUGUUACCGAUGAUCUGUUAGCUUCACAUCAGGACAAUUCUUCAUUGAAUCCACCAUGGAAAACCUCGUGCUAAUGGAAGAAGAGAAACAAGGGUGGCAAAACUACGAGUCACACUCUGUCUGAAAAGAGUGAUCACAAUCACUGAUACACUUCAGGAGUGGGACAACUAGUAAAGGAACAUAAAUGGACCAGCUCCACAUCCAAGCCAUGAACAAGCAAGCUAAUUAGCAUUCCAGCGCCUUGUCUGGCAGGCAUGAAUAGACGUCAUGUCUCCCAGCAUAGGAAUUGCAUUUUCAAUGACAGCACCCAUAACGGUUGUUGUAAUCGUUGGUCUACCAAUAACGUCCCGAGAACAAAAUAUUCAGUGUUUUCCUUUUCACUUUCAAGAUUUUGUUUUCUAUGUUUUGCCUACAGUUUUUGGCACAAUUUAUCCCAAAUGCCACACUUCA
Molecule: messenger RNA, 1434 nt
Organism: Tripterygium wilfordii
Lineage: Eukaryota; Viridiplantae; Streptophyta; Magnoliopsida; Celastrales; Celastraceae
Product: dnaJ homolog subfamily B member 12
Exons: 4
Coding region: 50-982 (310 amino acids)
Biological process (GO): protein refolding
Cellular component (GO): cytoplasm
Source: RefSeq, a predicted model, not a curated record